UGAAUUGAAUUGUGAGUAGUUUGUGUAAUCGUUUACCAGAAUGGUUUUUGAUACGUUUUCAGAUAUUCUUGACUUGAUUGCAAUUAGUCAAAUGCUGAUCCAAAUAUUAUAAUGUUGCUGUUAUUAUAUUGUAAUUAUUCCCCACCAGAGGUAUUGGCAAGUUAUUUUUUAUAAUUGUUCCAUUGUUCAUGAUAUUCGUGCUUUGGACAGUAAGGGACGCUGUUGGUUAGUGAAACAAGUGUUCACAGUUCAGUGGAGGCAUAGCCCUCAUUUUGCCGUCCAGCCAGGGGAGAAGACACACUGUGCUUAACAAGCAGGACUACGGCCCCAAUUUCAUUCGAAGCGAGGACUUUAAAAUCAUAGGACUACUUGAUUCAACUGGCUUUGUUUUCUCUGGAUUGUAUACAGUAGGUGUUGCUAUGACAUGUGUACAAUGGCGUUUGGAAAAUCUCCUUGUGAAAAAAGGCGUUUGAAUAGCAGGUCAGUGUGGCUGUUUAUGCUCUUCUUUUGGUGUCUCAAUGACAUCGUGUCCGGACAAAUCAGAUAUGCAAUUCCAGAGGAGCUGAAAAAGGGGUCACUUAUUGGUAACGUGGCACAAGACCUUGGUUUGGAUGUGCAAAGGCUUCGUUCUGGCCGAGCCCGUAUCGUGACAAGACAAAGCAUCCAGUACACGGAGCUGAAAACAGACAAAGGCGUUUUAGUCGUGAACGAGAAAAUAGACCGAGAGCAGAUUUGUGGAGACGUAACACCGUGCAGCUUCAGCUUUGAGGUGAUUUUAGAAAAUCCCAUGGAACUACAUCGAGUGACAGUGGAAAUAAUUGACAUAAAUGACAAUUCUCCGACAUUUAGGAAGAACGAAAUUAAAUUCGAAAUAAGCGAAUCUGCCACACUGGGAUCACGCUUUUUGUUAGCCAGUGCUGAAGACGCAGAUGUAGGCAGUAACGGUCUUCAAAAAUACAUACUAACUACUAAUGAUAUAUUUGCUUUAAAGCAGCACUCAAGUCCAGAUGGUCGAAAAUAUGCUGAAAUGAUUUUACAAAAACCGUUAGAUAGAGAAAGCGAGCCACGCAUAUCAUUGAAGCUCAUCGCUGUUGACGGUGGAGCUCCCCCUCGAUCUGGUACCGUAAAUAUAGAUAUUACUGUUCUUGAUGCUAAUGAUAAUCCUCCCAUUUUUAACCAGUCUCUCUACAAGGCUACUGUCUUUGAAAAUGCUUCUAAGGGCACCUAUAUUACGACAGUGAAUGCAAGUGAUGCAGACAGUGGAUCAGAUGGUCUUAUCACAUAUAGAUUUUCAAACAUGAAAGAGCAGCUGGCUGACGUAUUUAAUUUAGACGAUCGUACGGGAACCAUAACACUUUUAGGACAAGUGGAUUAUGAAAAAGAUAAAAAAUAUGAAAUAAUGAUUGAAGCGAUGGACCAAGGUGGUCUGACCGAUUCAAGUAAAGUGUUAAUUGAGAUUGUAGACGUAAACGAUAAUGCACCUGUCAUAAAUGUGAUGUCAUUCUCCAGCCCCGUUCCGGAGGAUUCUCCCUCGGGUACCACAGUGGCAAUUAUUAAUGUUAUUGACGCAGACUCAGAGCAAAAUGGCCAAAUUAUUUGUACAACAGACAGUAUCUUACCAUUUAAAAUAAAAUCAACAUUAACUAAUUACUAUGCAUUGGUAACGGACUCAAUUUUUGACAGAGAAGUCGUCCCGGAAUAUAACAUAACUAUCAGAGCAACAGAUUCUGGCUCGCCAUCAUUGUCAAGCACAACAAAAUUACGUUUGAGAAUCUCUGAUGUGAAUGACAAUGCCCCAGUAUUUGAUACAAUUAGCUACGUUGCUCAUGUUAUUGAAAACAAUUCCCCUGGGGUGUCCAUAUUUUCUGUCAAAGCAGAGGACGCUGACUGGAGUCAAAACGCUAGAAUAUCAUACUUCCUCGAAGAAACACAGAUCAAUGGCAGUCCGACCUCUUCUUACGUCUCCAUAAAUACUGAAACUGGAGCUAUCCAUGCAGUGAGGUCAUUUGAUUAUGAACAGAUUAAACAACUUCAGCUAGUAGUAAAGGCGCAGGAUGGAGGCUCCCCUCCUCUCUGUACCAAUGCCACGGUGAAAGUACUGAUCCAGGACCAGAACGACAACCCUCCUCAGGUUCUGUACCCAGUCCAGACUGGUGGCUCUCUGGUGGCUGAAAUGGUGCCUCGUUCAGUCGAUGUGGGCUAUCUGGUCACUAAAGUGGUGGCUGUGGAUGUGGACUCUGGACAGAAUGCCUGGCUCUCCUAUAAACUGCAGAAAGCCACAGACAGGGCGCUGUUUGAAGUGGGCUUACAGAAUGGAGAAAUAAGAACUAUCCGCCAAGUCACUGAUAAAGAUGCUGUGAAACAAAGACUGACUGUUAUAGUGGAGGACAACGGGCAGCCCUCUCGUUCAGCUACAGUCAUUGUUAACGUGGCUGUGGCGGACAGCUUCCCUGAAGUGCUGUCUGAGUUCACUGACUUUACUCAAGACAAGGAGUACAACGACAACCUGACUUUCUACUUAGUGCUGGCUUUGGCUGUAGUUUCGUUCCUCUUCAUCACGUGUCUAGUGGUUAUUAUAUCAGUGAAGAUCUACAGGUGGAGACAGUCUCGCGUCAUGUAUCACUCCAACCUCCCUGUGAUUCCGUAUUAUCCACCACGUUACUCAGACACUUUGGGGACAGGGACUCUCCAACACGUGUACAACUACGAGGUGUGCAGGACGACUGACUCCAGAAAGAGUGACUGUAAGUUCGGCGGAGCCGGUAGUCAGAACGUGCUGAUAAUGGACCCCAGUUCUACAGGGACGAUGCAGCGGAUACAGAGUGAGAAGAGCAUCCUGGAUGAGCCAGACUCUCCUCUAGAGGUUGGUUUAAUAAUGUAGCGUUGUCUCUGUUGCACUCUUUUUCCAUCUGUUUUUAGUUAUAUUGCUAGUGAACUGUUGCAAGACAAAGCAUGUUAAUUCAUACAACUCAUUUCAUCAACAAGGCAAGUCAAAAGCAUUGAGAAAAAGUGCAAAAGAAACCCCAAAAAGGGCAUUAAAAUGCAAUUAA
Cyclopterus lumpus (lumpfish) is the source of this 3050-nucleotide messenger RNA. RefSeq names its product protocadherin gamma-A1-like. The transcript has a single exon. Gene Ontology annotation, cellular component: plasma membrane. Bases 425 to 2881 code for a protein of 818 amino acids. Gene Ontology annotation, molecular function: calcium ion binding. Gene Ontology annotation, biological process: homophilic cell-cell adhesion. The record is from RefSeq and is a predicted model, not a curated record. NCBI's taxonomy places the organism in Eukaryota, Metazoa, Chordata, Actinopteri, Perciformes, Cyclopteridae.